UAACCCUUUUGUCUUUCAGAAUAAAAUUAUUUAUCCUGGCGUUAAAAAUGGAACCUGCUCGUAGCUCCGAGCCCUUCUCUCCGACUGAAUUUCAUAGUGUUCUUAAAUAUUUAGUGGAGAAUAAAAUAAAACUUAACCCUAAUAUUAUAGUUCCUCAGUCAGCUGGGCCUGCCAGGGUUCAACCGAGAGAAGAAUUAAUGUUGGCAAAUAUAGCUGAAAGCUGUCCAUUUAGAGCUUGCAUGAGUUUUGUUGUUGGUGGUGCCCUGGGAGGUUUUAUUGGCUUGUUUAACAGUAGUAUGGCCCCCCAACAUACAACAGUGCAAAUGUCAACAAGAGAAACAUUAAUGGAUAUGAAAUCUACUAUUGUCAGUAAUGCAAAACAAUUUGCAACUAUAGGUUUUAUGUUUGCUGGAGUAGAGUGUUGCGUUGAAUCUUACCGGGCUAAAACAGAUUGGAGGAAUUCAGUUUAUGCUGGAGGUAUCACAGGAGGGCUUCUUGGCUUCAGAGCUGGAAUUAAAGCUGCUGGAUUUGGAGCUGCUGGUUUUGCUGCUUUCUCCGCAGCCAUAGAUUAUUUUAUGCACACAAGCUCAUUGUUCAAUCCUUCAAACUAGCUUUAGAAGUUCUUGAUCAGUUCUUGGGAAUUUUCGCAGAUUUUUUUGGAUUCAACCCGAGUUGCGGAUUUUUUCUAGCAAGAGAGAGAGAGGGAGAAAGACGAAAUGAACACUAGACCAUCUGUGAUAAUUUGAAAAUUUCA
Eurytemora carolleeae is the source of this 754-nucleotide messenger RNA. Its product is annotated as mitochondrial import inner membrane translocase subunit Tim22. Gene Ontology annotation, molecular function: transmembrane protein transporter activity. The record is from RefSeq and is a predicted model, not a curated record. NCBI's taxonomy places the organism in Eukaryota, Metazoa, Arthropoda, Copepoda, Calanoida, Temoridae. The transcript has 5 exons. Gene Ontology annotation, biological process: protein insertion into mitochondrial inner membrane. Bases 48 to 611 code for a protein of 187 amino acids. Gene Ontology annotation, cellular component: TIM22 mitochondrial import inner membrane insertion complex.